Messenger RNA from Danio rerio (zebrafish), 1421 nucleotides. RefSeq names its product transducin beta like 3 (gene tbl3). Gene Ontology annotation, biological process: rRNA processing. NCBI's taxonomy places the organism in Eukaryota, Metazoa, Chordata, Actinopteri, Cypriniformes, Danionidae. The record is from RefSeq and is marked provisional. Gene Ontology annotation, cellular component: small-subunit processome; nucleolus.
AUAUCUGUGCGACAACAUCCAUGAACACAUGCACCAUGCGUGUAUCACCAAGGGCUGCAAAAAUAAUAAACACAUAAACUUUUAACAAUAACAGCAACAUUUACAAUAUCGACGAGGAGUUGAAAACAGCGCGGGCUGCCAUGGCUGGGAAAACGCUGCUCUUCAAGUCAAAUUAUGCGGUCUCCAGCAGAAUCGAGCCUUUCUAUAAGGGAGGUAAAGUGCAGGUCAGUGCAGACGAGCAGCACAUCUUCUGCACUUAUGGACCAAAGAUCAACAUCCUGCAGAUCAGCACAGGGAAGAUCAUACACAGCAUUGAACAGGAGGAUCAGGAGGACAUCACAGCGUUCGCUCUCAGCCCUGAUGAUGAGAUGUUAGUGAGCGCCAGCAGGGCUCUGCUCCUCAGGCAGUGGGACUGGAAGCAGCAGCAGUGUCGUCGCUCCUGGAGGGCCGUUCACAGUGUGCCCGUGGCCAGCAUGAGCUUCGACUGCACCUCCACACUGCUGGCUACAGGCGGCUGUGACGGCACCAUCAAACUGUGGGACGUGAUCAAGCAGUACUGCACACACAACCUCAAAGGCUCCUCUGGCGUCGUGCAUUUGGUGGAGUUUCACCCAGACAUCAGCCGGCUGCAGCUCUUCUCCUCGUCCUCAGACUGUGCGAUCCGCAUCUGGGACCUGCGCUCCAGCCGCUGUGUGUGUGUGCUGGAGAGCCACUACAGCCCCGUCACUGCGCUCGCGUUCUCCCCGGACGGACACACACUCGUCAGCUCUGGCAGAGAUAAGAUCUGUUCUGUGUGGGACCUGCAGGAGCAGAAGGUGAAGAGGACCAUCCCGGUCUAUGAGGCUGUGGAAGGUGUGGUUCUCCUGUCGGGCUCCGCUGAUUACUCAGAGAUGGGAGUGAAGAGUGACGCGUUACACCUGGUCACGGCUGGCAGUAAAGGUGUCCUGCGUGUGUGGGACAGCUCCUCGUCCCGCUGUGUGUUCACCCAGACUCUGCCUGAUGCUUCGUCUCACACUGAAGAUGAAGAUGCUGAAGACGAAGAGCGCCUGGGCCUCCUGCAGCUCCUGCUGCUGCCCCGCACCGGCAGACUGAUCACAGUCACUGCAGAACACAACAUCCUGCUGUACCAGACGCCCACACUCGCUGUACAGCAGCAGUUCGUGGGCUACAAUGACGAUGUGCUGGAUGUGAAGUUUGUGGGGAAGGACGACACACACAUCGCAGUGGCCACCAACAGCUCUCAGCUGAAGGUGUUUGAGCUGAGCACCAACAGCUGCCAGAUCCUGCACGGACACACCGAUACCAUCUUAUCCAUCGACGUCUUCCGCAAAGGCAGCAUGUUUGCGACCUGUGCAAAGGAUAAGAGUGUGCGUGUUUGGAGGAUGGAUGUGAGCAGUGUUCGUGUCCACUGUGUGGCUCAG